AUGAAGACUUUCCCAGUCAUUAACAUGGAGAAGCUUAAUGGUGAAGAGAGGGCUGCCACAAUGGAGAUCAUAAAAGAUGCUUGUGAGAACUGGGGCUUCUUUGAGCUGGUCAAUCAUGGGAUACCUCAUGAGCUAAUGGACAGUGUGGAGAGGCUGACAAAGGAACACUACAACAAGUGUAUGGAAGAAAGGUUCAAGGAAAUGGUGGCAAGUAAGGGCUUAGAGGCCGCUGAUCACAGUGAAAUCAGUGACCUGGACUGGGAAAGCACCUUCUUCUUGCGCCAUCUUCCUGUUUCAAACCUCUCUCAGACCCCUGAUCUUGAAGAAGAUUACAGGAAGGCAAUGAAGGAGUUUGUACUGGAACUAGAGAAACUAGCUGAGUUGCUUCUGGACUUGCUAUGUGAGAACCUUGGGCUAGAGAAAGGGUACCUGAAGAAGGCUUUCUAUGGCUCCAAGGGCCCUACCUUUGGUACCAAGGUCAGCAACUACCCUCCUUGUCCCCGGCCAGAACUCAUAAAGGGCCUCCGGGCACACACUGACGCCGGUGGCAUCAUCCUCCUCUUCCAGGACGACAAGGUCAGUGGCCUCCAGCUACUCAAGGACGGUGAAUGGGUCGAUGUACCACCACUGCGCCACUUCAUUGUAAUCAACAUGGGGGAUCAACUCGAGGUGAUCACUAAUGGCAAAUACAAGAGUGUAAUGCACCGGGUGAUUGCUCAACCGGACGGGAACAGAAUGUCCAUAGCAUCAUUCUACAAUCCGGGCAGCGAUGCUGUGAUUUAUCCGGCACCUGCAUUGGUAGAGAGAGAAGAUGAGAAGAAAGAAAUGUAUCCGAAAUUCCUGUUCGAGGACUACAUGAAGCUUUACUCUGGCCUGAAGUUCCAAGCCAAAGAACCAAGGUUUGAAGCAAUGAAAGCUAUGGACAGUACUCCAAUUUCAACAGUUUGAGUUGGUUUUAGCUCAAAAACCAGUAGGGUUUGUGUGUGUGUUCAUAUCACCAUUACUGUUUUCUUGUUUGGGUGUCCUUAUUGUUCAGAGGGUUUGAUUUUUUUGGCUGCUGUGGGUUGAAGUCCCUGGAGUGUUGUCUGAUUCUAGUGGUGUGGGCGAGGUUUACUUUGUGUAAAGGAACUGCAAUUUGUCAGUCAUAUCUCUACAAAAUAAAAUAGAGCGUUCAGCUUGUAUAAAGUACAACAACUAGAUUGUU
Molecule: messenger RNA, 1204 nt
Organism: Ilex paraguariensis (yerba mate)
Lineage: Eukaryota; Viridiplantae; Streptophyta; Magnoliopsida; Aquifoliales; Aquifoliaceae
Source: the annotation of a GenBank genome assembly